CCGAAGGUAAUCUUCUGCGACUGAUCACUCUAACUGAGGCGCGCUAGGGUUAGGGUUUGGGCCAGGCCUCCUCUCGAUCGGUGGCUGGGAGAGGAUGGGGUCGGAUCUGAUCCUACUUAGUCGGCUAUUCCCUCCCGUAUUUGGAGGGUUCCGGGGGGUUUAUUAGCGGCGGAUCCCGGAAGUUGUCGACUUUCUUUGUCUUUUGUUCCUGUUCGAUUCCUCUUUCCUUGUUCUAGGGUUCGCUCUUUUGAUCGUGAGUGAUAGUGGAUGAUAGAAAGGGUCUUCCUUUUUGUUUUUUCGAAAGGGAGAAAUUUGUUAUAGUUUUUUGUUUUUAAUUGGUGGUGGGAUUUAUAGGAUGGAAUUGUGAGGAUUUCAUGUGGUUGUGGAUCUCGAAUCUUGAUAGAUAGAUAGGAGCCGAAGAGGAGAGAAGAGGUGAUCGAGGGAAGAAGAGACGGAGAGGGGCGAGCGAGAGCACGCCAUGGGGGAGUCCCUUCUUACUGCUCUCUCCAUGGACCAUCACCACCACCACCACCACCACCCCUCGACCCUUCUGUCCAUGGACCCCAGCGGCGUUUCUCAGCCGUCACUCGCUGCAGCUUCCGCCCAUGACGACUACGACCAUGAGCUUCUGGGCCAGCAGCGCCCGCAGAUCACCCUCUCCGGCCCUCCUGACAUCAAUCUUCCACUCGCCGGUGACCGCUCCCCUCCCCAACAGUCGUGGAACCCUGUCUCCUGCGACAUGUUGGAUGUCCGCCUCGGAACCCAGGUGUAUGACGCUGACACCGCGCUCAACCUCCCCAAGGUUGGGAUCAUUCCUGCUGGGGGGCGCAAGUGCGCCAAGCGAGGGGAUAGCAUUUGGGGUGCAUGGUUCUUCUUCAAUUUCUAUUUCAAGCCUGUGCUCUCUGAGAAGUUCAAGGGCAAGAUCAUCCAUGAUGCAAAUGGCUUCUCGGGUUUCGAUAAGUCCGACCUGUGUCCUGAUGUGUUCCUUGUUCAGCAUGACAUGGAGAAUAUGUACAUGUGGGUGUUCAAGGAGCGACCGGAGAAUGCACUUGGAAAGAUGCAGCUGCGGAGCUACAUGAACGGGCACUCGCGUCUUGGGGAGCCUCAGUUCCCAUUCAGCGUCGACAAGGGCUUUGCAAGGUCACAUCGGAUGCAGCGCAAGCAGUAUAGGGGGCUGUCAAAUCCACAGUGUGUCCAUGGAAUUGAGGUCGUGUGGUCACCAAACCUUUCUAUGGUUUCCGAGGCGGAUUGCAAGAAGUGGGUGGAUCUUCUUGGGAGGGACCUGAAUUUCUCGAUUCCACCAGAGGCUAGUGAUUUUGGGUCAUGGAGAAAUCUUCCGAGCACUGAUUUUGAGCUCGAAAGGCCACCACCUCCUUUAAAGAAUAUUUCUCACCUUAAUUCGAGGAAAUUGCUUAAUGGCACAGGCCUUAAUCUGUCAACACAACCAUCUCAUGCAGGUGGAGAUUGUAUGGACCUUUCACCAAAAUGCAGCAAACGCAGGAAGGAUUUUUUCCCCCACGGGACAGAUGAGGACUGCUGCUUGAGUAACAACUCAUACUGCCAAGAUAUGGAAAUUCGCCCUUCUGAACCGUCAUGGGUAAAUGAGUUUACGGGUGUUAUGAGGCAUGCGUGUGGACCGGUGACUGCUGCGAAGACAAUAUAUGAGGAUGAAGAAGGGUAUUUGAUCAUGGUUAGCUUGCCUUUCUCUGACCAGCAGAAGGUGAAAGUCUCUUGGAAAAACAAUCUUACUCAUGGAAUAGUAAAGAUAUCAUGUGUCAGUACUGCUCGGAUGCCUUACAUAAAAAGGCAUGAUAGAACCUUCAAGCUGACAGAUCCUUCCCCGGAGCAUUGUCCUCCAGGGGAAUUUGUGAGGGAAAUACCUCUUGCUACACGAAUUCCUGAAGAUGCCAAUCUGGAAGCAUACUACGAUGAGACGGGAACUGUUUUGGAGAUUAUGAUCCCUAAACAUCGAGUUGGAUCUGAGGAACAUGAAGUUCAUGUGUGCAUGCGCCCUCCUCAUCUUGGAUCCAAUGAACUUCUGUUAUCUUGAAUACGGUAAUGUGGUGUGUAGUUGUGGCUAUGGUCAGUUUCAUUGUCUACUAACACGUUUAUGAUAAGAGGAACCGAUGCAUUAAAAGUUUAUCCUUAGCAUGCAUGCGGCCUUCUGCAACUGGCUUUUGCUGAUUGACUUGGUGCUGUCUUUUGUUUGUUUGGAAAAUAAACUGGGAUGAGACUGGAGCUGCAGGCAUACAGUAUAUAAGAAAAGUGGUAUCAUCUAAUUAUAACUUUGUGGACUUCUCACGUCUGGACUGGGGAAUUAAGACAGAUUAUGAAUUCUUCUGUUUCACUUUGCCCCUUACCUGAUUAUUUUGUGGGUAAAGCUCUGCUUUUGGGGCUCAUCAAUGUGUUUACAUCCAAGUCACACUAGUCUCCACAGAACAUGUUGAGUCAAAAACUGUAUAGUUAUUUGUAUUCGGUACUUUAAGGUGGUAGUAUUAUGAUGUUGAUUCAUAAAGGAACUAUCUUUUGUAUUUUCUAAUUCUGAAACUGUCAAUAGUUUGGUAUCA
This is a messenger RNA of Musa acuminata subsp. malaccensis (wild Malaysian banana), 2567 nucleotides long. RefSeq lists its product as uncharacterized. The record is from RefSeq and is a predicted model, not a curated record. Lineage: Eukaryota; Viridiplantae; Streptophyta; Magnoliopsida; Zingiberales; Musaceae.